Molecule: messenger RNA, 2064 nt
Organism: Pestalotiopsis fici W106-1
Lineage: Eukaryota; Fungi; Ascomycota; Sordariomycetes; Amphisphaeriales; Sporocadaceae
Exons: 1
Coding region: 1-2064 (687 amino acids)
Source: RefSeq, a predicted model, not a curated record
AUGAGCGGUCCUCCGCCGCCGCCUCCGCCGCAUGGCGAGAACCCAAAAACAACAAGUUCUAAUUUGCCUCCCGGCAAGUACGACAUUUUUAUAAUACCACCGCAUUCAGCAGGUUCCGGCUUCCUAUACCUGCCAUCGCUCAAGCCCAAUGUCAACAGCUUUGCUGCUGGCUUCGCCUCGGCCUUGUUGCUCGUUGUGCUUGGUCAUAGUAUGGCGCCAGCCUUCAAGUCGUGGUGGAAUGGCUUCCAGGGAAUGGGGAGUUUUGGUAUCAUGCUCCUAGUCAUUGGUGUGGCUAUGGGUGCCUGGUCAUUAGGAAGAACACAAACAGACGGCGGUGCGGGCCCUGGAGGUGGAUCUGGUGGCUCCGGUGGCUGGGGCUCCAAUGCUGGAGGCAAUUACAACUGGAAUGGAGCUGCUCCCGAGGCUGGUGGUCCGCCGCCGCCGCCGCCUCCGCAUGGCUCACCGCCUCCACCCCAGUCUGGCCCGGCUCCAGGCGGUGAGAAGCCGAACAACUCGUGGCAGCAGGCGCCUCAGCCCGAAGAGGCACCAAGGAAUGAGCAAGAGGCACCUCCACCCAAGCCCGAACCCGGGCCGCAGCCAAAGGGAGGCCCACAGGCAAAUCCGUGGGAGAAGGCAAGAGAAGAAACGCGGAAGAGAGAGGCUGAGCGCAAAGCAAAAGAAGCCGAACAAAAGCGCAAGGAGGAUAUAGCCAAGCGAAUCAAGGAGCUUCGCGAGAAGGAGGCAAGAGAGAGGGCAAAGAGAGAACAAGCUGCCAAGGAAAAGGUGGAGAAGGAAGCCCAAGAAAAAGCCCAACGUGAAAAGGAAGCAAAAGACAAAGCUGACAAGGAAGCAAAGGAGAAGGAGCAACGUGAAAAGGACCAGAAAGCAAAGGAGUUGAAGGAGAAGCUGGCCAAGGAGAAAGAGCUCAGAGAUACCAGACUUCGAGAGGCGCGGGAACGAGAUCUCCGCGAGAGGCUCGAGAGGGAAAAGAAUCUGAGAGAGAAACUCGAAAAGGAAGCAAAGGAAAGAGAGGCAACACGUCUGAAAGAAGUGGCCAAGGAGCAAGCCGAAGAAGCCAUCAGGAAGAGCACGUACGCCUACUCAUCAGCAGGCGAAAAGUUCAAUCCCUGGCCAAACGGCCGUCCGCCAUCACAACCGACUCCUGCCGCCCCGAACCCAAACCCCAGUUCUCCCAAGAGACCUCCGGCCCCGACUGCAAAGACCUUUACCGGCACGGCCGACGAAGAAACAUACUCUUACCGCCCCUACGACGAACCAAAGAGACAUUCAAGAAGAAGAUCUGGCGAAACCAUCUUCACCGAAUCAUCCUAUGCCCCAUCGCAAUCGACUGCACGGACGUCACCCCCGCCUUCUGUGCGUGGAACAUAUUCGACCAAGGAUCCUAACAAGAUUGUCAUCAAGGCUGUAUAUGGCUUCAUGAACCAGUUUGCCAAGACUCCCGCAUCGCAGCUGAUCUCAGGACAAGGCCCCGUCACCGACGGCUUGAUUCUGCGCAUCACCACGGAAGGCCUGUUUAUCGACGAUGACGUCCGCGGCGUCCCACAGCGUGAGUGGGACGUCAAGGCUUGGACGCUCAAGCUUAUGGAGGUAUGGUGUUCUUCGCGUUCCUUUGGCGACCAGCCGGCUCCCCAGGCCAAGACUACUCCCAAUGUGCUUCAUCGACCCGCUCGCACGCGCGUAGAUCGUGGCGUUCCCAAGGUUCUCACCGGCGAAGAGGCCGACAAGUUCUGCGAGACCAUGCUACGAACCUGCAAGGACGAGUGCCGUCUCUGUCCACACGGAGAUGAUUCAUCUUCAUACGCUGACCCAAACAUUGGAGAACAGUCGGGCGAAUGGAAGCAGCGUGGUCUUCAUGUGCUCCGCGCCAACAUCAGAGACCAGGAAGGCAAGAGGUAUAUGUUUGUUCUCGGAGAAGACGAGGGCUGGAAGGUUGCAAUGGGCCUGCAGAGGUUGAGAAAGGGCACUCAAGUCCGACAACUCGGCGUGCAAGCCAUGUCGCCCCACGAAGCACGCAACACUCUGGAGACGUUGGGCUGGACGUGA